Dromiciops gliroides (monito del monte) is the source of this 1806-nucleotide messenger RNA. RefSeq names its product Nedd4 family interacting protein 1 (gene NDFIP1). Lineage: Eukaryota; Metazoa; Chordata; Mammalia; Microbiotheria; Microbiotheriidae. The transcript has 8 exons. Bases 135 to 782 code for a protein of 215 amino acids. Gene Ontology annotation, molecular function: WW domain binding. Gene Ontology annotation, cellular component: endoplasmic reticulum; Golgi apparatus; perinuclear region of cytoplasm. Gene Ontology annotation, biological process: metal ion transport; vacuolar transport; positive regulation of protein ubiquitination. The record is from RefSeq and is a predicted model, not a curated record.
GCGAUCCUCGCCUUUCCCGUUGACCCCUUUUUCAGACCCCUUCCCCCAGCCCCGGGCCUCCACGAGAGCAGCCCCACCGCCGCGGCCCCCCGCCACAGUCCCCGCAGCGGCCCCUCCGCCCUCCCGGCUGCGCCAUGGCCGCGGCGGCCGAGCCCAGCAGUGGCAGCAGAUACCAGCAGUUGCAGAAUGAGGAAGAGUCUGGAGAGCCUGAGCGAGUUGUUAGUGAUGCUCCUCCCCCGUACAGCAGCAUCUCUGCUGAGAGUGCAGCAUAUUUUGACUACAAAGAUGAAUCUGGAUUUCCCAAGCCCCCUUCUUACAAUGUGGCUACCACAUUGCCUACUUAUGAUGAAGCAGAAAGGACCAAGGCUGAAGCCACCAUCCCCUUGGUUCCUGGGAGAGAUGAUGAUUUUGUAGCAAGGGAUGAUUUUGAUGAUGCUGACCAGCUGAGGAUAGGAAAUGAUGGGAUAUUCAUGUUAACUUUUUUCAUGGCAUUCCUCUUUAACUGGAUUGGGUUUUUCCUGUCUUUCUGUCUGACCACCUCAGCUGCUGGAAGAUAUGGGGCCAUUUCAGGUUUUGGCCUUUCUUUAAUUAAGUGGAUCUUGAUUGUCAGGUUUUCCACUUAUUUCCCUGGCUACUUUGAUGGUCAGUACUGGCUCUGGUGGGUUUUCCUUAUAUUAGGCUUUCUUCUGUUUCUCAGAGGAUUUAUCAAUUAUGCAAAGGUUCGGAAGAUGCCAGAUACUUUUUCAACCCUCCCCAGGACCAGAGUUCUCUUUAUUUACUAAAGAUGUUUUCUGGCAAAUGCCUUCCUGCAUUUAUGAAUUCUCUCUCAAGAAGCAACAGGACACCUGCAGGAAGUGAAUCAAGAUUCAAAACACAGAAGAAAUAAUCACCUGCUUUAAAAAAUAAAUAAAGUACUGUUGAAGAUCAUUUCUCUUUAUUUGUUUUUAGGUGUAAAAUUUUAAUAGUUAAUGCAGAAUUCUGUAAUCAUUGAAUCAUUAGUGGUUAAUGUUUGAAAAAGCUAUUGCAAUCAAGUCUGUGAUGUACUAAUAAUGCCUUAUAUAUUGUUUGUAGUCAUUUAAAAUAGCAUGAGCUAUGUCCCUAUAGUCAGUAGGGGGCAGUCUUGCUUUAUUUAAUUCUCCAUCUUAAAAUGAAUUUGGAAUUAAAUAUUUCAGUGUAAGAUAUGUAUAAUGCUGGCCAUUUUGAAGGGAUGUUCUCAAAAGUUUAGAAAACUGUUAAGACUCCAUUUCUGCUCAUGAUACGUAUACACUGUUAAAAAUAAAUCUAUAAAUCUUAAAUUGUGUUUUGUGUACACCUGGAAACAAAGUCAUAGUACAAAAUUCACUUAAGGUGUAGUCAAGAAUGAGUGUUCUUUUUUGCAAGGUAAUACAAGUAUUAGUCUGUAACCUAAAUUUUACAGUACGCUUUUCUUUUGUAUUCAGUACUUUGGGGAUUUCAUAAACAUUUUCACUAUAUAUGGUAUUGUUAUAUUAUCAAGGACAAAGAUGACAAAAUUAGUAAGUAUAGUUCUUUACAUCUCUCACAAAACAGGUUCCUCUUAUUUUAUUUUACUUUAUUGUCUCUGGAUAUAGAGACUAGAGGAUUGGGGGAAAAACAGAGUUUUGGCUUUGGGACUUUUGAGAUGAUCCCUAAUAAAUUGUAUUGCUUUUAUAAUGUGUUAGGAGAAACUAUGAUACAAUGUAAGUGUAGACUGAUGUGCUUUCUGCGGAGUGGUAAUUCAAAUUUGAGUUUUACUAUGUUAAAACUGUAAAUACAGCAGAACCUUAAUAAAUGUUACUUAUGUAGCAA